Molecule: messenger RNA, 2352 nt
Organism: Cydia fagiglandana
Lineage: Eukaryota; Metazoa; Arthropoda; Insecta; Lepidoptera; Tortricidae
Product: queuine tRNA-ribosyltransferase accessory subunit 2
Exons: 8
Coding region: 101-1312 (403 amino acids)
Molecular function (GO): tRNA-guanosine(34) queuine transglycosylase activity
Source: RefSeq, a predicted model, not a curated record
GUCAAAUCAAAGUUGUCAAAAGCACGUUUGUUGCAUUUCACAUUUAUUGUUUUGAGAAUCCGAAGUCAAUUUAUUUCAAAGCGUGUCUAUUAUAAUUAUAAUGCGUUUCACAAUAAAGCAGGCUGGAUGUGGUGCUGAACGGGUUGGUACCGUAACAGGAUUCACCAAGUCACCUAGUACGAUAAUUGAAACCCCUACAGCUGCACUUCUUACUCAGGGAGGGAGUGUAGUUCAUUUGACGGCAGACGUCUUAGCUCGGGUAUUUACUAACCCCCAACUCCUCUGGGUUCCCUUAAACAGUACGAGUCAUUUAGAAGCUGGAGUCAAAGCCCAGGGCGAGGGAAUAGCCAAGUUUGCAGGAGUCGCUGACCAUAUAACCUGCACGACAUUGCAAAAUCUGAAUGAUGCUACACCAUUGGGACACUUUGAGUUAGACAAGGUGCCAUUGUGGACAAAAAGGGGCAAACAAAUGAUUUGUGCUGACAGAUACAUGGACUUUAUGGAGCUGUUCAAACCCGAUAUCAUUUUGGCAGUUGCAGAUGGACGCACAUCACAUUGUGAAGGCUUCAAGAGGGUCCUGAAGGCUGUCAACAGAAGUAACAACAUGCUUGAUGUAUGUGUCAAGCGAUAUAAUUCUUCCAAGCAACUGCAAGGAGGUUCAUUGAUAGGUGUUAUAGUAGCUGCCGGUCAUGAAAAGAAAUGCACAGAAAGCAUUCAACACAUUUUAGAGCACAGGCAAAGUUUGUCAGGAGUAGCCCUGCAGGGAAUAUUGGAUGGCACUGAAGAUUACACACAUGUGCCAGAUGACACUGUGAUAUCUAUUUUUAAGAGAGUCAAUGAAUCCUUGCCUAAAGAAAUGGUUCGCAUUUUGGAAGGAUUUUGGAACCCCGCUGCAAUAAUGGCUGCGAUUGGCAAUGGCUAUGAUGUCUUUGAUGGAUCUUACCCAGUGAAGUUGACCAAUGAAGGAUUUGCCUUGACGUUAAACUUCGAUGUUGACAAAAGCCACGAUGAAUUGUGUAUAUUAGAUUUAAAUGAUAGCAAAUAUAAAGAAGAUUUCAGUCCCCUUUUAAAGGGUUGCGAGUGCUUGGCCUGCAAGAAAUAUACACGGGCAUAUAUUCAACAUCUUCGAAAUACACGGGAGAUGCUGGCGUCUGUACUGCUCAGCAUUCACAAUCUCCAUCACUACGACCAGAUGUUCCACCACGCCCGUCGACAUAUUGCUGCAAGCACGUUUGACACAUUCCGACAUCACAUCACAAAACAGUACGAACUGUAUAAAGACUCGCAAGUAAACAACACUGACGAUAUGUGACUUACAAAAGACAGUGAAAUUAGUGAAAACGUGGAGCCGGCGACUGUGAAAAAAAUUCGGGUAACUGAUGAAGUUUCUAUUAGUGUAGCCAAUGGUAAUGCUUGAUAGUAUUUGUGUGUAUUGCGUAAAAGUAAUAUUACAAACUUGAAAUGUUAUGUACAUAUUUAUGGGGUAAGCCCAUUGUGGGACUUAAUUAUCUCUUGAAUUGACAGCCUUUUGACUACAUAUUUGGUUAUUCCCAGUAGCUACCUACCAUCGCCAUAUCUUUAUUUUUUCAAUGCAUUUAUUUGGCGUACUGUUAAAAUAAAGUUGAAACAUUUAAAUCAUUUAAUAGAAAUGUUAUCGCUAGUGGACUCUGAUCGAUGGCAUUAACACAAAUUAUACCUUUUUUGCUAGACCUUGGGUAGGGUAGGUAGCUACGGGAAAUUAGAUGUAGCUGUUUGUGAUAUGACAUGUAUUAAUAAAGAUCGACCAAAUCAAAAUCAACGAGGCCCUUAAAUUCGGAUCACGAUGUCCUACCGAUGUGUAGGUAGCUUUUUUGUAGUAUAGUCUCGUACUAUGUAGUAAUUAAUGUAUUCUUAAGGUCGCUUCAAUACAAACUAUAAUAAUUACCUUGGUUUAAAAAACCAAAUGUACCAAUCAGCAGGUAAUUCGUGCGCCAAAAAAACUUUUCGCAAAUAAGUAUGUUACCUGCCAAGGUUGCAAUAAAAUACUUGAUUAAGUAACAGUAUAGUGAUAAAACGUGCGCGUGAAGCAUAAUAAUUAAUAAGUAGAAAACAACGAUACUACUUAUAAAAUGUGGCAUUUGCAGUGAUUGUAUUUAUAAACCUUACAUGAUACGAAUGUAAUAAAAAGAUGCAGGCCAGUGUACCUAAUUAAUAGGAUUAAGUAAUUCCUUAUUUUCAUUGAUUAACGUUCAUUGUUAACAAUCUGAUGCGGACAUGUCCCGCUGGGGCUUCUAAUCACGUGUCGACGUGUUGCAUCCAAAGAUCUAAAUUGAAUAAUAUAAGCUUAAAACCAGCAUAUUUUGUUUUUAUUUG